Molecule: messenger RNA, 566 nt
Organism: Hyla sarda
Lineage: Eukaryota; Metazoa; Chordata; Amphibia; Anura; Hylidae
Product: mitochondrial import inner membrane translocase subunit TIM50-like
Exons: 4
Coding region: 99-566 (155 amino acids)
Source: RefSeq, a predicted model, not a curated record
UCUUAGCUUCUGAUUGGCUGCUCGCUUUGGAGGCUGUGAUUGGCUGGGGCUCCUCCCGGCUUCACUGGGAUUGGCUGCCCUCAUACGGUGCAGGGAAGAUGGCGGCCUCGCUGGUCCCUGCGUGCGGGAGGUCGGUGCGGUUACUGCUAUCCAGCCGGGCGCUGCUAGGAUGCCGAGAGCUGAGCACCGGGCUGGGGGAGAGUGUGACCGGAGCCGUGCUACAGGACAAGCUGCGGAGCCGCCAGAAAGAGGCCCCUGAAGACCCCCAGAGUAAUCCUGAAUCAGAAGAACAGCAGAAGAAGCAGAAGGAGAACAAAGCCAGAGCCAAAAAGUUUCUCCUGCGGGCGACCGGGGUCCUGGGCUUGGUGGGGAGCGGCUUUAUGGUCUAUACAUUCGGGAGCAGCUCGCUGGACGAGGAGGGGAACAAGGUAAAAAGCCCCGAGGGGUCUGAACCCGCUCUCUAUAUGUGCAGAAUACUCAGUGAUCUGGACCAACUGCUAUAUAUGUUUGUUGACGAUGAUAGUGGUCACAUGUUGGUUGAGUCUCAUCAUCAUGUUGCUGCAUAA